Plasmodium coatneyi is the source of this 537-nucleotide messenger RNA. RefSeq lists its product as uncharacterized. Bases 1 to 537 code for a protein of 178 amino acids. Lineage: Eukaryota; Apicomplexa; Aconoidasida; Haemosporida; Plasmodiidae. The transcript is spliced from 2 exons. The record is from RefSeq and is a predicted model, not a curated record.
AUGGACUUGAUAAGGGAAUAUUAUUCAAAUUGCUUGCUUGCCUGUACUCCUGAGAAGUACGUAAUAGAUCAAAGUGAAAUAGAAUUUUCUACCACGGGGAAAAGUAGCUUAAGACUUAAAGUCAUCGACUGGUACUACACCACUGCAGGAAGCUUUAGUGUUAAGAAGGGUAGCGCUCGCAACGUUGGAGCUAGCCAAAAUGACAGAGAAGCACAUUUACGAAAGUUAAGUCGAAAGAGAACACGUUAUGAACAUUUUGAUCGUAUAAGGGUUAUGGAAAAUUUCUUCUUAAUCAGCGAUCGAGAGGGGGACCAAGAAGGUAAAGAGGAGGAGUGCCAUAAGAAGGGACAACUCAAUACGUUUGAACAUGCUAACACUAAUGGCAGUACCUUGAAUUGCCGAAAUGGGACAAAUCCACCUAAGCAAACUGAACCCAUAUAUGUCGAAAAUACUUUCGACUUUGCAUUAUUGCCGGAAAUUGGUACACCCCUAAAUGGAACGCACUUAUUUCCACAUCAUGAACCCACAUUACAGUGA